Phanerochaete carnosa HHB-10118-sp is the source of this 394-nucleotide messenger RNA. RefSeq lists its product as uncharacterized. Bases 45 to 308 code for a protein of 87 amino acids. The record is from RefSeq and is a predicted model, not a curated record. The transcript has a single exon. Lineage: Eukaryota; Fungi; Basidiomycota; Agaricomycetes; Polyporales; Phanerochaetaceae.
GCUGGUUGUGCUGUACCUGCAUGCAUGGUUUGCCAAGGUGACGGAUGCUCGUGGAGUUCGAUACCUGCACAUACAUUUCAACUAUCGGCUUGGAUGCUCGCGUGCACGUACCUCCGACAGAAAAACAAACUCCUCGGCCAACUCGGCUUUGUCUAGAUCUCAGGAUAUACGAAUCUUGGCAGUCUGUUUCUCCUUACUCCAUGGUCAAGGGUGGCAAUAGCGUGAAGUACAACAAGAACAGGGAGGACGGACACGGCGCACUCGUUAUCGUUAGAAAAAGGAAACAGCAAGUUCUUCGGCGAUGUUAAUCUCAUUCUUCGUCUGCCAACUUGGUCUACGAGAACAUGAUUGGCGACUCCCCUCUUUUUCUUCAGUACGUCCCAUCGAUCAUUUA